CCUCCUCUUCUUAUAAAUACAAAGGCAGAGCUGGGAUCUUGGGGCAUCAGAGAGCCCAGGAGUGCUCAGGCUGGCACAGUCUGCCCACCGGGAAGAUGAAGACCUCGAUUGCUGCCCUCUCAGUCCUCAUCCUUGCCGCCCAGGCUGCGAAGGAUCUGGCCAUGAUGAAGAACGUGAAUCAACAUUCAAUGCUGUCUCAUGGAGGCUUUCACCGUCCUGCUGACUGCUGCUUCUCUUACACCCCACGAAAAAUCCGAUGUGUCAUCAUGAAAGCUUAUACACUAACGGCCAGUGAGUGCUCCCAGCCUGCUGUCAUCUUCCUCACCAAGAAGGGGCAGCGUGUCUGUACCAACCCUGAUGACGAGCAAGUUCAGAAAUGCAUGUCAGAGCUGAAGCUGACCUCCACCACCAAGGACCUGAAAAGCAUACUGCUUAAGAAGGAACACUUGAAAUUGGCCAGCUCCCCUCCAUCCUUUUGGCGCCGACCACCUCUUGGGGAAGCCUUGGCCUGAAUUAUUUUUAAAAAAGCAACAAUUACUGUUCUGUUCUGGUUACAAAAGCAAAGCAGAAAUAAAGAGUAUUCCACUGCA
Phacochoerus africanus (Common warthog) is the source of this 590-nucleotide messenger RNA. Its product is annotated as C-C motif chemokine 23-like. Gene Ontology annotation, molecular function: CCR chemokine receptor binding; chemokine activity. Lineage: Eukaryota; Metazoa; Chordata; Mammalia; Artiodactyla; Suidae. Gene Ontology annotation, biological process: positive regulation of ERK1 and ERK2 cascade; chemokine-mediated signaling pathway; inflammatory response. The record is from RefSeq and is a predicted model, not a curated record. Bases 96 to 512 code for a protein of 138 amino acids. The transcript has 4 exons. Gene Ontology annotation, cellular component: extracellular region.